CAAACCAAAAAAAAAAAAGAUCAAAACUUGUCUUGUUUCUUGGAAACCCUAGCUAGGAAAAAAAUGGACUACGAAGCAUCAAGAAUCUGCGAAAUGGUGGUAGAAGAUGAAGAACAGAUUGAUCUACCACCAGGAUUCAGAUUUCACCCUACUGAUGAAGAACUCAUAACUCAUUACCUUAAACCAAAGGUCUUCAACACUUUCUUCUCUUCUACUGCCAUUGGUGAAGUUGAUCUCAACAAGAUCGAGCCUUGGGACUUACCCUGGAAGGCUAAGAUGGGAGAGAAAGAAUGGUAUUUCUUCUGUGUAAGAGACCGGAAAUACCCAACCGGUUUAAGGACUAACCGGGCAACAGAAGCCGGUUAUUGGAAAGCCACAGGUAAAGACAAAGAGAUCUUCAAAGCUAAAUCACUUGUUGGUAUGAAGAAAACUUUGGUUUUCUAUAAAGGAAGAGCUCCUAAAGGAGUUAAAACCAAUUGGGUUAUGCAUGAGUAUCGUUUAGAAGGCAAAUACUCUAUACAAAACCUUCCCGACACAGCUAAGAACGAAUGGGUGAUAUGUCGUGUAUUCCAAAAACGAGCCGAUGGUACAAAGGUUCCAAUGUCGAUGCUUGAAACUCGCGUUAACCGAAUCGAACCAACCGGUUUACCUUUGUUGAUGGACUGUUCUCAACAAGACUCUUUCCCUGGUUCGUCGUCAACUCACGUGACCUGCUUCUCCUCCGACCAAGAAACCGAAGACAAGAGACUUGUCGAAGGGUCUACUACAAAAGACGGUUUUGGUUCUCUGUUUUACUCCGAUCCUCUGUUUCUACAAGACAAUUAUUCACUAAUGAAGAUGUUGCUUGACGGUCAAGAAACUCAGUUUCCCGGUGGUCAUAACCCGUCCGGUUUGGUCGGACCGGAGGAAUUGGAUUGCGUUUGGAAUCUCUGAUCAGUUGUAGUCAGUCAUGCGUUCGUGUGUGUGAAUUGAAAUAUUCUUAGUUACAUUUUUUUGUAAAAAAAUGGAGAAAAAAAAUGUUAGAAAGUCAAAUUUAUUUUAUUUUACUAUGUAGCUCUUAAUAUAUUCAAUAGAAUUUUUAAUUUAGUAA
This is a messenger RNA of Capsella rubella, 1090 nucleotides long. RefSeq names its product NAC domain-containing protein 92. Gene Ontology annotation, molecular function: DNA binding. Gene Ontology annotation, biological process: regulation of DNA-templated transcription. The coding region runs from base 64 to 933 and encodes 289 amino acids. The transcript is spliced from 3 exons. The record is from RefSeq and is a predicted model, not a curated record. NCBI's taxonomy places the organism in Eukaryota, Viridiplantae, Streptophyta, Magnoliopsida, Brassicales, Brassicaceae.